Molecule: messenger RNA, 1833 nt
Organism: Pipistrellus nathusii (Nathusius's pipistrelle)
Lineage: Eukaryota; Metazoa; Chordata; Mammalia; Chiroptera; Vespertilionidae
Source: the annotation of a GenBank genome assembly
AUGGCGGCAGAAUCGCUGCUGUCCAGGCUGUUGGGGCCGCUGCUCUUGGGGUUCCUGUUCCCCGCAGGCCUCACCGAUGGUGUCGGGAGCCUGAACCUGGAGGAGCUGAGUGAGAUGCGCUAUGGGAUCGAGAUCCUGCCGCUGCCCGUUAUGGGAGGGCAGAGCCAAGCUUCGGACGUGGUGAUUGUUUCCUCUAAGUACAAGCAGCGCUAUGAAUGUCGCCUGCCAGCUGGAGCCAUUCACUUCCAGCGGGAGAGGGAGGAGGAGACGCCUGCUUACCAAGGACCUGGGAUCCCUGAAUUGUUGAGCCCAAUGAAAGAUGCUCCUUGCCUGCUGAAGACCAAGGACUGGUGGACAUAUGAAUUCUGUUAUGGACGCCACAUCCAACAGUACCACAUGGAAGACUCAGAGAUCAAAGGUGAAGUCCUCUAUCUGGGCUACUACCAAUCAGCCUUCGACUGGGAUGACGAAACAGCCAAGGCCUCCAAGCAGCAUCGCCUGAAACGCUACCACAGCCAGACCUACGGCAAUGGGUCCCAGUGCGACCUCAACGGGAGGCCCCGGGAGGCUGAAGUUCGGUUCAUCUGUGACGAGGGGGCUGGCAUUUCCGGGGACUAUAUCGAUCGUGUGGAUGAGCCCUUGUCCUGCUCCUACGUGUUGACCAUUCGGACUCCUCGGCUCUGCCCCCACCCCCUCCUCCGGCCCCCGCCCAGUGCUGCUCCCCAAGCCAUUCUCUGUCACCCUGCCCUGCAGCCUGAGGAGUACAUGGCCUACAUUCAGAGGCAAGCUGACUCAAAGCAGUAUGGAGAUAAAAUGAUAGAAGAGCUUCAAGAUCUGGACUCUGAAAUGUGGAGUGAGACCACACCUGGGGCGAUACCCAUAAAGAAACCAGUUGCAAGGCCAACCAAGGAUGACAGUAAGGAAUCAGAUUUUUGGAAGAUGAUUCAUGAGUCAGAGGACCAAGUCCAAGGAGGGGAGGAGGCACAGGUUGAGGAGCGGGAACCAAACAUUGAGCCAGCAGAUCCAGCUCCAGGCUCUCCCAGUGAUUUUCAGAACAAUGUGCAGGUCAAAGUCAUCCGGAGUCCCGCGGACUUGAUCCGGUUGAUAGAGGAGCUGAAAGGUGGAGCAAAAAAGGUGAAGCCAAAUGCAGGCCAAGAGCAGCCUGAAGAAGAUGCUGCAGAAGUCCCUCCAAGGGAACCAGAGGUGAAGGAAAAGGGUGACACAGAACAUCAGAACGAGGCGGAAGAGGAGGAGGACGAGGAGGAAGAUGAAAACGACGACGAAAGGCAGUUACUGGGAGAAUUUGAGAAGGAGCUGGAAGGGAUACUGCUCCCUUCAGACCGAGAGCGGCUGCGGUCAGAGGUGAAGGCCCGCAUAGAGCGGGAGCUGGCGAGCAUCAUCCAGGAGACGGAGAAGGAGCUGGACCCAGAUGGGCUGAAGAGGGAGUCAGACCGGGAUCGGUCUAUGUUGGUCCUGACAGCCACUCUCAACAAACUCAUCAAAAGGCUGGAGGAAAAGCAGAAUCCGGAGCUGAAGAAGCACAGGAAAAGGAAGGUUGUCCCCAGGAAGCCUCCCCCCUCCUUCCGACCAGCAGGGAAAAUCGAGAUCAAAAUUGUCCGGCCAGGGUCUGAAGGGACGGAAGAGGAUACACGCUGGCUGACGGAUGAGGACACGAAAAACCUUAAGGAGAUUUUCUUCAAUAUCUUGGUACAGGGAGCCGAAGAGGCGCAGAAGGAACGGCAGCGACAGAAAGAACUGGAGAGCAAUUACCGCAGGGUGUGGGGCUCUGGAGGCGGGGAGGGCACGGGGGACCUGGAUGAAUUUGACUUCUGA